This is a messenger RNA of Prunus avium (sweet cherry), 1662 nucleotides long. NCBI's taxonomy places the organism in Eukaryota, Viridiplantae, Streptophyta, Magnoliopsida, Rosales, Rosaceae. The record is from RefSeq and is a predicted model, not a curated record.
UCAAGCUCCAGAUUCUUCAAUCAAACUCUCUUGUGACCGUUGCGCCUCAGUCUUCUUCUAUCUCUCUCUAAAGUCUAAACCAUGAAGACCGCUUUCUAAACCACUCUUCUCUCUCUCUCUCUCUCUCUCUCUCUCUCUCUCUCUCUUUCUCUCUUUUGAAAGCAAAAGGCAUCCGAAAGAAGUCAGCUGUAAAAGCAGCUAAUCAUGGGGUGCUUUCCAAAAUGUUUCACUACUUGUAAGCGCCGAAAGCUCAAAAAAUCAGUCACCGUGACUCCAUUUAAACACCAACAAAGCCUUGAAGUUACUGAAAAAGUUGUUCAAAUUCAACAUGCUGAACCCACAAAGCUAGAAGACGUUUUGGAAGCCAUUAAACUCACCAAAGAAUCAAAAGAGGAGGAGAAUGAAGAACAAUCAAAGAAUGAUGCCAAAAAGAAAGUUACGUUUGAUUUGAAUACUAAGGAAGUCACCAAUGGCUUGGUGGAAAGCUCUGAUGAGAAAGAGGAAAUACAAAAAGAGAUGGAACCGAUUCUGGGUUCCAUUAUAUCAAGCGUAGCACCAUCUCAUCCGUUAAACAAAAGAUACGAAAAUUGCCAAAACAAUGAGGAUGAAUAUGAAGAUGUGGUAGACUUGGAAGGAAGUUAUUUGGAUGCAGCUGAUGAUUACGAAGGACAUGUCGAUGAUGACUUUGAUAGUAAGCAGCAAAUCUCAAUUCAAGAAGAGUCUUCUGAAUCGUUGUUUUCGCUAUCGAUAGAUUCCAGGAAACAAGUUUAUGAUGCUGAAACAGAUGAGAAGGAGGUCAACAGUCCAAUGCCAAAGCUCAGUGCCUCUAACCAGGAAGUUAAUCGAAUAGGAUCAAACCAAAACGCUAGGGAUCAAUCAGUGCUGAAGCCCAUUGAAAAUCUUACUCAAUGGAAGGAGGUCAAAGAGAAAGCAACUUCCACAGCUUCAAAGCACCAAGAGAAGGAGAACAUAACUACAGAACAAGAUUGGUAUGUACCCUUUAGCCCAGAGCCUACUUUGAAGCUGUCAAAACACUGCCCCAGGCCAAAAUCCGAUGACCAGGUAACUGGGGUUGACACUAGCCUUUCAAGUUGGUUGGUUGAAUCUGAGACCACGCCCAAGUCCAAUGCCAGUAACAAUUCUGUGGGGAACAACUCACUUUGUGAGAGAGUGAUAAACUCACCCAGAAGCCGUGAAGAUAGGCCAAUUUUAGGAGCUUGGACAACUGAAGAGAUAAAACAGUUGUCUGCUUCUACCCCGAGAGGGUCGCGAAGCCCAAGUCCGGACCAGAUACCGAUCAUAGGCACUGUUGGGAGCUACUGGUGUCAUACUGGCCAGACCAUGGAUUCAGACUCAAGCUCUUCUUGCAAAGGAAUGCCAAGAACAGCAGGGAGAAACAGAGAGGUUCAGAAAGUAAAAUGGAUGUCUACUGCAUUUGAGGCAAAAUUGGAGAGAGCUGGUCUACUUGAAGCUUAGCUACAAAUUAUAGCAAUGGCGUCUGAGAUGGGAUAUUCAGUAUUUGUGAUGUUCAUGUAAUUUUGAAUUCCAAAGGUCGAAAUUCUAAUCCGGUUGUCGGCUAGAUAUUUAUGUAAUUUUGUUAUUUUUCUAUUUUUUUUUUUUUUCAUAAGGAAAUUAUCUUACAUUCAGUAUUUAACUAAUUAA